Sitophilus oryzae (rice weevil) is the source of this 717-nucleotide messenger RNA. Its product is annotated as zinc finger protein Xfin-like. Gene Ontology annotation, cellular component: chromosome. NCBI's taxonomy places the organism in Eukaryota, Metazoa, Arthropoda, Insecta, Coleoptera, Curculionidae. Gene Ontology annotation, molecular function: chromatin insulator sequence binding. The record is from RefSeq and is a predicted model, not a curated record. Gene Ontology annotation, biological process: regulation of transcription by RNA polymerase II. The transcript is spliced from 5 exons. Bases 1 to 717 code for a protein of 238 amino acids.
AUGGGUCCAAAAAAUUGGAGGAUUACCAUUCCAGUUAAACCGUAUAAAUGUCAUCAGUGUCACAAGGGUUAUGCUUUAAAAUCGAGUUUGUGCAACCACCUAAACGAGUGUGGUAAAGAACCCCAAUUCAGGUGCAUGGUUCCGUUUUGCGACUACAAAUCGAAAAGGAAAGAUCUACUCAAAUUGAACUGUCCAAGAUGCAACAGGCACUACGCACAAACUUAUACCCUGACAAGGCAUUUACGUUACGAGUGCGGUGUGGAUCCAGCCUUUAAGUGCCCUAAUUGCCCCUAUACUGCCAGACGAAAAUUUUCAUUAAAACAGCAUUAUCUUAAAAAACACGGCGAUGCCAAUAUCAUUGAUGUCAAGACCAAAGACACAAAUGUCCAACCUGUAACAGAAGUUACAAGCACAAGUCAUUCGAGAGCUCGUAACCGUAGAUCAUACAACAGAUUUCAUCCUGACAGAACUUUCAAUUGUCCUCGAUGCUCGAAACCGUACAAAUCCAAGAAGGCCAUGACUACGCAUCUAAGAUUCUCCUGCGAAAACAAACGACAGUUCUUCUGUAGCGUAUGCCCUGCUGCUUACUUCUACAGCCAUCAUCUGAAACGUCACAUGAAUCAUCAGCAUUCGAUGAUUUUGCCCAAUUGCAGUCUGGGUGUUGAUGAGGGAGAUAACAUGAGCAGCGGGACUGUAAAAAUGAAGGAGAAUAUUUAG